AUGGCGAAAACAGAUUCAGCGGCGGAGAAGCAGGAGCCCCCAAUGGAGGCCUUCAAGCUCCUCCCGAACAACACGGAUCCGAAUUGGAUCAAAGACCGGGGACUCCGCAAACUCAAUCUAUGUAUCGUGUUCAUGUUCUCCACUGCCUGUUCGGCUGGGUAUAUUGGAAACCUUGUGAAUAGCUUGCUUGUGUUGCCGGAGUUUGACACCAUUAUUGGAGGACUGGACCCCAAUAUAGUCGGACUGAUCAUUGCCGCCACUUCUCUGGGAGCAUUGGUCUCCUUUGCACCGGCGUCUUAUAUUGCCGACAGGUUCGGACGCAAGACGUGUGUCGGGAUUGGAUCCAGUAUUGUUAUUAUCGGAGCAAUCAUUCAAACCUCAAUUCAGCACCACUGGGCCUUCUUUGGAACGAGAAUUUUGUCAGGUAUAGGGAUGGGUAUUACUCAAACUGCCGCUCCUCUCCUCGCCACUGAGAUUGCUCACCCGCGGCAACGACAGACAGCCACGGCUCUCUACAAUUCAUCUUGGUGUCUGGGAGCCAUUGGCUCUGCAGUAGUCACCUAUUCAACCAUGGGCAUGAAAAGCAAUUGGUCGUGGAGAGUUCCUUGUCUGCUGCAGGUCUCGUAUCCGAUGCUCCAGAUCCUAGGGUUGAUUGUGUUUGUGCCCGAGAGCCCGAGAUGGUUAGUAUCCAAGGGCAGGAAAGAGGAGGCCCUGGCUAUCCUGGGGAAGUAUCAUGCAAAUGGAGACGCAGAUGAUGAACUGGUCCAGUACGAGUACGGUCAGAUAUGCAGCACGAUCACUGCCGAGAUCACCAAUACCACAACUUGGAGCACCUUCUUCUCAUCAAAGGGCAAUAUGCAUCGAUUGGCAAUCUGUGUAUUGGUUGGCCUCAUGCAAGAAUGGGCAGGAAAUGGUACGCUAUGCAUGAAAUUAUCCAAGGCAGGGAACAAGGCUGACAGCAUCGCAGGCAUCUUAUCCUACUACCUCGCACCCAUUCUUGGAUCAGUGGGAAUCACCAAGGAAUCCGACCAAGCAGCCUUGAACAUCAGCCUCAACGCCUGGAACUUCCUUCUGUCAGCAGGCGGCUCACUUGCAUCAGAGCGAUACGGCCGUCGUACUUUGUGGCUUAUCUCCACCCAGGCUAUGCUCGUGUUCCUGUCUGCGUCCACGCUGGCAGCCGGUCUAUUUUCCGAAAACCAUCUGCCCGCCGCGGGAAUCGCGGUGGUUCCUCUUAUGUUUCUCUUUUUUGGUGCAUAUGAUAUGGCUUAUGGACCUCUGUUUAUCUCGUAUCCAGCUGAGAUUCUUCCCUUUCAGCUGCGCGCCAAGGGUAUUGCUGUCGUUUUGUCCGUGGAUGCCGUGGCUUGCUUCUUCAACCAAUAUGUCAACCCCGUGGCGUUUACGGCGAUUGCAUGGCGAUAUUACUGCGUCUUUAUUGGCUGUCUGGUUGUAUUCUUGGUUUCCAUUUACCUGCUCUUCCCUGAGACGAGGGGGCGUUCUUUGGAGGAGGUUGGUCUGAUUUUCGACAAUGAAGAUGAGCCGGAUGGCACGGAUCAUCAAAACAAGGGGACGGAGACAAAAUAG
Messenger RNA from Penicillium paradoxum, 1581 nucleotides. RefSeq lists its product as uncharacterized. The record is from RefSeq and is a predicted model, not a curated record. Gene Ontology annotation, biological process: carbohydrate transport; transmembrane transport. The transcript is spliced from 2 exons. Gene Ontology annotation, cellular component: membrane. Gene Ontology annotation, molecular function: carbohydrate:proton symporter activity. Lineage: Eukaryota; Fungi; Ascomycota; Eurotiomycetes; Eurotiales; Aspergillaceae. The coding region runs from base 1 to 1581 and encodes 526 amino acids.